Bombus terrestris (buff-tailed bumblebee) is the source of this 2372-nucleotide messenger RNA. RefSeq names its product medium-chain acyl-CoA ligase ACSF2, mitochondrial (gene Acsf2). Gene Ontology annotation, molecular function: medium-chain fatty acid-CoA ligase activity. The coding region runs from base 242 to 2092 and encodes 616 amino acids. The transcript is spliced from 9 exons. The record is from RefSeq and is a predicted model, not a curated record. Lineage: Eukaryota; Metazoa; Arthropoda; Insecta; Hymenoptera; Apidae. Gene Ontology annotation, biological process: fatty acid metabolic process.
CUCGUUUAUACAUACGUAGUAUGUAACACAGUUGUGUAAUUGAAUCAUGCAAGAUAACUUCGUCGCCUUAUAGAAAAAAAAGUGUGUAUGCGGUUGAGGAUAAGGCGAUAAACAUAUAGAGAUAAAUAUUACCUAUACGCAGUUAAAAUGUUCCAACAUAGUUCGUCUUGAAGGAAGGCUCUCAGUGUUAUCUCAGCAGCCGUAAAGUGCGUAUGGACUUGGGAAGCUAUAAAUUAAAGAAAUGUUUCGUUUUUGUAUUACAAGGAAUUCGUUUUUCUUCUCAGCUACUAAUUACCGCGUAUAUUACAGAAAUGUUGCUAAUGUGAAACAUUCAUUGCUUGUAAAUCCUCGAAGUUCUUGGAAAUUAUGCAACAUGUCGAGUCAACGGUUAUUUCACGAAAACCAAGAUAAGCCGGCACACAUGCUACAGCAUGGAAGUGUACCAUUAAUCGACGAACCCAUAGGAAAAUUAAUCGGGACGGCUGCAGAAAGGUGGCCUGAUCGAGAGUGUGUGGUGUCUCUACAUCAGAAUAUACGAUUAACGUUUUCCGACGUCAUUCAGCGUGCCGAUCGUUUGGCUGCCGGUUUAAUGAAAUUGGGUAUGAAGCGCGGCGAUCGUCUCGGACUAUGGGGUCCCAACGACGUCGAAUGGUUAAUUACCUACAUGUGCGCCAGCAGAGCAGGUUUCAUUCUUGUUGCUAUCAAUCCUAACUAUCAAAUGGAUGAGCUCAUCCACUGUAUACAAAAGGUCGGCGUAAAGGCUGUGAUAUCACCUGACAAUUUUAAAACACAAGAUUAUCCACGCAUGCUACUUCAAGCCCAGCAAAUGUGUCCUACUUUGGAACACAUAAUUAUCUAUUCGAAGGAUCACGUGACUGGAACUCGCCGCUUUAUCGAUGUGGAGGAGCUCGCAACCAGAAUCGAGACGCAGUGGGUCGCGGCAGAGCAGGGCCAAAUAUCUUGUCACGAUGGUAGUAAUAUACAAUUUACUUCAGGAACCACUGGAAGACCAAAAGCCACGUUGAUAUCACAUAGGUCUGUGAUGAACAAUUCGAAACAGGCUGCCGUAAAAGCAGAGUUAACCGUCGACCACAAAGUUUGCCUAAACGUUCCAUUCUUUCAUGUGUUUGGCAUUAUUAAAGGGUUGAUGUGCAUGCUUCACGCGGGUAUCACGCUCGUGUUACCAGCUCGUUCAUUUAAUCCUGUGAAAUCAUUGGAGGCGAUAGUACGCGAGAAGUGCAAUGUCGUUUACGGAACUCCAACAAUGUGGAUCAAUCUAUUGGACGUUCAACAACGAUUUCAACCGCCACCAAUAACUUUAGCCUGUGGCGUCACCGGUGGUGCUCCUGCGUCGCCGGAGCUUUUCAAAAAAAUAAGAAAAUGCUUCAAUUUUGACAACAUGAAGACGAUAUACGGGCUGACGGAGACAACGGCGGUCAUCUUUCAGACACUGCCCAACGAAAAUAACGAAUUGACAGAGAAUACAGUAGGCCAUUUGGCCGAUCACGUUGAAGCUAUGAUCGUCGAUGAGAAUGGGAACACCGUGCCAUUCGGUACUCCCGGAGAACUUUGGAUUCGAGGUUACUGUACCAUGAUGAAAUAUUGGAACGACAAAGAGGCAACCGAGAAGACUCUUACCAAAGAUGGAUGGUUGAUGACUGGUGAUCAAUUCGUCUUAAGAUCGGAUGGUUAUGGACAGAUAGUAGGGAGACUGAAAGACAUGAUAAUUCGGGGAGGAGAGAACAUUUUCCCAAAAGAGGUCGAGGAUGUAUUGAUGACACACCCCCUGGUGGCUGAGGCACAAGUUAUAGGCGCCUACGAUGAAGUGUACGGGGAGGAGGUAUGCGCCUGCGUGCGUCUUCAAGAGGGCGCGAGUCUUAGAAAAGAAGAAUUGAGAGAAUAUUGUAAGGGUCGUAUGGCGCAUUUUAAGAUACCACGUUACAUAGAAUUCGUAACGGAAUAUUCGAAAACAGCUAGUGGGAAAAUACAGAAAUAUAAACUGAAACAACAAAUGGAAAGCAAAAGGGUAAUUCCCACUAAUUCGGGCGAGAAUAUUACCGUCUCUUUUGGUAAAAAUGAAAAAAAAAAUUAAUUAAUUCCGUUUAAUUUAAGUAAUGUUUAAUUUAAUAAUUUUCUUCGUUGCUUAAUUUAAUAAUUUUUAAUAAAUUUUUGUUUAAUGAUAUUAUUAUCUUUUAAGAAGAUGAAAAAGUAAACGCGGUAUAAUUCGGUAAGAUAGGUUCGUCGUGGUAGAGGACGCCACACAUUCGUUUGCCAAGUCAUUACCUACGAACUCGGUAAUGUAGAAAACUAUUCCAAGUGCGGUCAUAUAAUAUUUACCAUCAAUCCAGCGAAAUACAUAUGUUAAUACAUCA